UCGGAUCACUCAGCCAAAUGGCUCGGCAGCUCACUGUCGUUCGACGGUCGCUGCGGCGCGACGUUCUCCUACGUAAGGCUUGGCCAUCAGUUGGUCAGACGUGCCGCUUAUUCUCCAGCGUAUCCUCUCUCAAUGCAUCCACAUCUGACGUCUCAUCUCUCCCUGGAAGUCCCAACAUCGUGCACCACAGCUUGGUUACCACUGUGCCCAACCUCCAGGCCUUACAGCGCAUGCGAUGGCUUCUACAGCAGCCACAGCGUCGCGUCCUGUUGCUCACUGGAAGCUCAUCCGACUCACCUGUACGCGUGGCACUUGAGCAAGAUUCUCCCGCGUUUGAGCUGGAGCGCCGUGGCCACGGAGUCUUUGGUGUACGCGAAUUCAGCCAGCUGCUGCUGCGCGAGAGCGGUCGCGAACGCCGCAUCUUCGACCACGCUCAACUAGCAGCACUGUUGCUGCACAACGGAAUGGAGCUACCGGGUGCGUCAAGACUCGCGGCCUCGUCGACACUGCAGAGACGCAAAGGAGUACUUGACUUGCUGCAGCUCUUUCGGUUGCUGGAACGGGAGGGAGUCACGCCCGAACAAUACGCGACCGUGGCUAUUGCAUCUGGAGAGCAGGCACCUCAGGAACUGGCAGAGACGUACAGGAAAUACCAGGAGCUAUUGAUGCAGCACAAUGCCACCUCUUGGGACGGUCUGGUGAUGGAUGCGCUGGAACUGUGUGGAGUGCAGAAGGGAAGCGUAGUAGAGCAGGAAGCUACAACCAAUGAUUUUAGCCGGGAGGUACUAAAGGAGUAUACGGACGUGGUGGUGGACGAUGUUCAGAGGAUGACGCCGGCGAUGGCGACGCUUGUUGGGCAUUUGUGUGGUCAACCUAGUGUGCAGUCCAGUGCCAGCUUCAGUCGCGUACUGCUUGACGGAGACGAGUGUCCACAGACGCGAAUUUUAGAGCAGCAAAUACUGAAGACAGCAUCGUGUACAGGUCGUGAACGAAGUGUGGCCCGUCUUGCCUUGGAGACAGAUGAAAUGGCCGAUAAAAGAGCAAAGAUGAAAGCUUUUGCGAAACAGAUCUUGACGCAGGAAGCAGAUAUCUCUACACCGGCUCCGAUUCCUUUAAAGUGCUGGAAUUUCGGUACCUCUGAAGCGGAGGAAAGGAGUGUUGGUGCUUUUCUAGCUCAAAAGCUGCAGUCUGAUAAAACUACCCAGGCCACUGUGUUGUGCCCCACACACGCCGACGCGAAUCGAAUCACGCUGGCAUUCAAGAAGCAGGGGCUUCCAGUGCAGAUGAUUGGCGAUCAAUUUGCGGCUGCAACUAGCUCCACUGGUGCACCUGUCCAUUUAUUCGACGAGCCUGGAGUGAACGCAGUGUACUCGCUAUUAUGCGCAUUGUGCUUUCCAAGUGACUCACGUCAUCUCUAUAAUGUUUUACGUUCAGAUUAUUUCGCUUUCCCGGCUGAGUUGCUGUCCUGGCUGAUGGAAAAGGAGCACCGGAGUCACGUGGAUCUGUUUCCAGUUCUCGAAGCUUUUGUUCAAAGUCAGGGCAAGUCGCUUGGAACUUCUCUCAGUUACAGAGAAGGCGAGGAGCUAGAGCUGCCGAAACCGGUGUCUUCACAGCUCGAAAAAGGCUUGGAGAUAGCCGAAUCGUUCGUAAAUAUCAUCAAGCGACUACGUGCUGAGUGUCACCAACUAUCUGCAGCUGAAAUUGUGCAGAGUUUUCUGGAGGACACUGGUCGACUGGAUGCACUACUGAAACCCAGCUCCCCUGAACAGGAGCGUGAGUCCUUGGCACUGGCAGAUUUCUUGCGAGAACUCGAGACUGCACAAAAUGUCGUAAAGAGCGAUCAAGUGACGUUUGUUGCGCCAUACUUACAGCAGCUAAGGGAGACCAACUUGACCUCGUCUGCAUUCGUGUACUUCCGCUUACAAGUUACGCACUCGAGUCACUUGCAGCUUCUAUGA
Phytophthora nicotianae INRA-310 is the source of this 1958-nucleotide messenger RNA. RefSeq lists its product as hypothetical. Bases 18 to 1958 code for a protein of 646 amino acids. Gene Ontology annotation, molecular function: ATP binding; transferase activity; hydrolase activity. The transcript has 2 exons. NCBI's taxonomy places the organism in Eukaryota, Oomycota, Peronosporomycetes, Peronosporales, Peronosporaceae. The record is from RefSeq and is a predicted model, not a curated record. Gene Ontology annotation, cellular component: membrane.